Messenger RNA from Eutrema salsugineum, 2453 nucleotides. RefSeq names its product casein kinase 1-like protein HD16. Gene Ontology annotation, molecular function: protein serine/threonine kinase activity; ATP binding. The transcript has 16 exons. The record is from RefSeq and is a predicted model, not a curated record. NCBI's taxonomy places the organism in Eukaryota, Viridiplantae, Streptophyta, Magnoliopsida, Brassicales, Brassicaceae. Gene Ontology annotation, biological process: signal transduction; peptidyl-serine phosphorylation; endocytosis. The coding region runs from base 245 to 2275 and encodes 676 amino acids. Gene Ontology annotation, cellular component: nucleus; cytoplasm.
UUCUUUAGCUAAAGCCUAAAGAGAAAGUACGAGAAGGUUAAAAGAUCAGCUUCCUUCGAUUCGUUCGCCAAGUCUCAGAAAACCCUCUAAAGGUUUCCCAUUUCAUCUCUCAGAUUCUCCAGUUCCUUGAUCGUUCUCUCUCUCUUCGUUAUAUCUACACUUCCAUCUUCCUCUAUGGUUCUGGAAGCUUGUUUCUUUCUCACAGAGUUCAAUCUCUCCAUGGACUUCGACCACAAGACGUACGAUGCCUGAGCUGCGUAGCCAAGCACGCAGAGAUCGGACCAAUAAGAAACCGAACCAGAAGCCAAUUGCUCCGAGGAGAAAUCCGAAGCGGCAGAAGAGAGUGGUCGCGCAGGAUCGGAGUGAGCAGAAGGAAGCGAUCGUAGCAGGAAGUGAAAAAACGCCGUUGGUGAAGACUGAAGAAAGAGAGGAAGAAGAAGGGAUUAGGGUUUUGAGAGAAGAUAACAAGAAGAUGGAUGAAUUCGAUAGUGGCGGCCAAGCACCUGUGCCUGACGAUGAAGGAAACGCUCCUCCACUUCCUGAAAAGGUUCAAGUUGGUGGUUCCCCAAUGUACAAAUUAGAUAGAAAACUAGGGAAAGGAGGUUUUGGACAAGUUUAUGUUGGUCGGAAGAUGGGUGCGAGCACUCUGAAUGCUAGAUUUGGCCCCGGAGCUAUGGAGGUGGCUUUGAAGUUUGAGCAUAGAAGUAGCAAAGGAUGUAGUAAUGGGCCACCGUAUGAGUGGCAAGUUUACAAUGCACUUGGUGGCAGUCAUGGUGUGCCACGAGUUCAUUAUAAAGGUCGGCAAGGUGAUUUUUACGUGAUGGUUAUGGAUAUUCUAGGGCCUAGCUUAUGGGAUGUUUGGAAUAGUACCAAUCAAGCGAUGUCAACAGAGAUGGUUGCAUGCAUUGCGAUUGAGGCAAUAUCCAUCUUAGAGAAGAUGCAUUCUAGGGGAUAUGUGCAUGGUGAUGUAAAACCAGAGAAUUUUCUGCUUGGGCCUCCUGGAACUCCCGAAGAGAAAAAACUUUUCCUUGUAGACCUCGGCUUAGCUAUUAGAUGGCGUGAUACUGCAACUGGACUACAUGUUGAAUAUGAUCAGCGUCCUGAUGUUUUUAGAGGAACGGUACGUUAUGCUAGCGUACAUGCUCAUCUUGGCAGAACUUGUAGCCGGAGGGAUGACCUGGAAUCUCUUGCUUACACUCUUGUUUUCCUUCUUCGAGGCCGGCUUCCAUGGCAAGGGUACCAGGGAGAGAACAAAGGUUUCCUUGUUUGCAAGAAGAAGAUGGCUACUUCUCCAGAAACUCUUUGCUGCUUCUGCCCCCAACCUUUUCGUCAAUUUGUUGAGUAUGUGGUCAAUUUGAAGUUCGAUGAGGAGCCUGACUAUGCUAAAUAUAUCUCCCUUUUCGAUGGAAUAGUCGGCCCAAACCCAGACAUUAGGCCAAUAAAUACUGAUGGUGCACAGAAGCUCAUACAUCAAGUGGGUCAAAAGAGGGGGAGGCUGACAAUGGAUGAGGAGGACGAACAACCAACAAAGAAACUUAGAUUGGGCAUGCCAGCAACACAAUGGAUCAGCAUUUACAGUGCUCACAGACCGAUGAAGCAACGGUAUCAUUAUAAUGUUGCGGAUAUAAGGCUUCCACAGCACAUUGAAAAAGGAAAUGAGGAUGGGUUAUUUAUCAGCAGUGUAGCUUCUUGCUUGAAUCUCUGGGCUGUAAUCAUGGAUGCAGGAACUGGCUGUACGGCUCAAGUUUACCAGCUAUCACCUAGCUUUCUCCACAAGGAGUGGAUUAUGGAACAAUGGGAAAAGAAUUACUAUAUAACAGCAGUAGCAGGAGCAAACAAUGGGAGCUCAUUUGUGGUUAUGUCGAAGGGGACACCGUAUUUACAGCAAUCCUACAAAGUCAGCGAUUCUUUUCCCUUCAAAUGGAUAAAUAAAAAGUGGAGGGAAGGAUUUUAUGUUACAUCGAUGGCAACUGCUGGAAGCAAAUGGGGGAUUGUCAUGUCUCGUGGGGCUGCUUUUUCAGAACAGGUUGUAGAACUAGAUUUUCUAUACCCUAGUGAAGGUAUACAUCGUAGAUGGGAUAAUGGCUACCGAAUUACAUCAACUGCUGCAACUUGGGAUCAGGCUGCCUUUGUUCUUAGUGUGCCAAGAAGGAAGCCUACCGAUGAGACACAAGAAACUCUUAGAACCUCUGCUUUUCCUAGUAAUCAUGUCAAGGAAAAAUGGAGCAAGAAUCUUUACAUUUCAUCUAUUUGUUACGGCCGAACUGUUUCAUGAAGUUCUAAUUUUUGUUUGUUAGGAAUGCAACUCAAUUUAGCUUUACCAUACAUCCGCUCUGUUGAGAAUGAACAACUGUUGUGAUCAGUGAUGCUAUGGGCUUAGGAGAAUAUUUUGGCAAGGAUGAAUGAAAAGAUGUACUUCAGUACUGCUGUAAUGUAGUGUAUCAACUGUUUUU